Molecule: messenger RNA, 2651 nt
Organism: Myripristis murdjan (pinecone soldierfish)
Lineage: Eukaryota; Metazoa; Chordata; Actinopteri; Holocentriformes; Holocentridae
Product: phosphofurin acidic cluster sorting protein 1-like
Exons: 25
Coding region: 22-2547 (841 amino acids)
Biological process (GO): protein localization to plasma membrane
Molecular function (GO): transmembrane transporter binding
Source: RefSeq, a predicted model, not a curated record
GAGGGCCGCAUCCCGGUGCCGAUGAACCUGUUCGCAACCUGGGAGAUAGACCGGUCCUCUCCGAGCUGCGUCCCCAGGCUGUGCAGUCUGACUCUGAAGAAGCUGAUGGUGCUGAGGAAGCUGGACAGAGAGCUCAGCUCGGUCGUCAUCGCUGUCAAGAUCCAGGGGUCCAAGCGGACGCUGCGCUCCAACGAGUACCUCCUCCCUCCAGACGGCCUGAUGGAGACGGACCUGGAGCUCACCUUCUCCCUGCAGUACCCUCACUUCCUGAAGCGAGAUGCGAACCGGCUGCAUGUGAUGCUGCAGAGGAGGAAGAGGUACAAGAACCGAACCAUCCUCGGUUACAAAACGCUGGCGGUCGGAGUCAUCAACAUGGCGGAGGUGAUGCAGCAUCCAACAGACGGAGCUCAGAUCCUUGGUCUCCAUAGCAACCUGAAGGACGCUGCGGUGCGCGCGGCUGAGCUCAGCGUCCAUUCUCUGUCCAGCCAGCCAAUCGAGCAGGAGGAUGCCAGCGGUAACCAUGGCAACAAGACCAAAUCCUCCGACCGCUCCCCUGACAUGGAGGCCGACUGGGAGGACGAUGAUGACAGCUUCUCCUCUGAACAGGAAGGAAGUGAUGAUGCGGUCCCGCCUCAGGACCUGUACGAUGAUGAUGACGACGUCCAACAGAAGCCGAAGAAGUCUCACAGGAAAAUGAUCCGAACAACGUCCAUGACUCAGCAGCCCAACUUCAAACAGAAGUUUGUGGCUCUGCUGAAGAGAUUCAAAGUCUCCGACGAGGUUCUGGACUCGGACCCGGUGGAGCAGAGCCAGGAGGCCGAGGAGGACCUGGACCUCCUGUACGACAGCCUGGAGGUCUACAACCCGAGCGACAGCGGCCCCGAGCUCGAGGACAACGACAGCGUCCUCAGCACGCCCAAACCCAAACUCAGGCCUUUCUUCGAGGGGAUUUCUCAGUCGAGCUCUCAGACGGAGAUCGGCAGCCUGAACAGUCAGCGGAGUCAGCAGAGGGAGCAAAGCACCGCCGGCGCAGAGCUGCUGUCUCCAGAGCAACCGGGCCCCCGGGGGCCCCGACACCCAGAGGAGCCCCGAGGGGAGGAGGCGGGGCCUGGGGAAGCUGAGGAGGACGUUGCCAUGGGAACGGACACAGGCGGCCCCGCGGCUAAACUUUGUAAAACAGAGUCUCAGACACAUGUGUCACCCAGUAAGACAGGUGCUCAGCUGUCUCGCCACCCUCGCAGCUCGUCCCUGAAGGACAGACAGAACAGCAGAGGACAGACAGACAGAACCAGCAGCGUCGACAGCGAGACAUCGCCCGACUGCAAGAUCCCUGCACAGGUUGCCAGGAAGUCCGUGUUGGACCAGCUGAACCACAUCCUGUUCUCUGAUGAUCUGCUGCCUGAGUCCAUCAUCCUGAUCAACACCACAGACUGGCAGGGACAGUAUCUCUCAGAGCGUCUCCUCGGCGACGGCCAGCCAAUCGUGUGCACCGUCUCGGCGGCUGACGUCCAGGCCGCCUUCAGCAGCAUCAUCAGCCGCAUCCAGAGAUUCUGUAACUGUAACUCGCAGACUCCGCCCACCGUCAAGGUGGCGGUGGGCGGCGACCAGAGUUACCUGAGCGCCGUCCUCUGCUGCUUCGUGGAGCAGCUGGCUGGCAAGACGCCCGAUUGGCUGAGCUACAUCCGCUUCCUCAUCAUCCCCACCGGGCCCCACCCUCUCGCCAAGUACCUGGCGUCUCUGGAUGGUAAAUUCAACAGCCUGUUCAUGGACGCCGGCUGGAGGGAGCUGUUCGCACGGCAGGAGCCGCCGCCGCAAGAUCCCGUCGGCGUGGCGGGUCGGGUGGCUCAAUACGUGGCCGGCGCUGCUGUUUCCCACCAGUGUCCCAUCUCAGAGGCCAUGCUGACCUACAAACACAGGAGGAAGCGCAGCUUGUAUUUUGAUUUUUACAUCAGCCCCGAGGAAGACUCCUGCCAGAAGUUUGUGCCCUUCAUCGGGAUGGUGAAAGUCGGUGUCGUGGAGCAAAACUUCCUGUCCACCUCAGUCGACUCCGAUGAUGUCAUCCUUGGAUCUCCCCCUGCCCAAUCAGGAGCGCCGAUCAGCAUCGCCUCCACGCCUCCCCCCUCCCCCUCUGCCUCCACCAGCGGGGGGGAGGUGAUGGGGCUGCAGGUGGACUACUGGGUGAGCCAGGCGGGGGGGGAGAGGAGGAAGGAGGUGGGGAUGAAGAACACACUGAAGAGCAACUUCAGGUCCCUGCAGGUGUCCCGGCUGAGCGGAGGGGAGCUGAUGAGCAUGACGGUGGUCACCAAGGAGAAGAACAAGAAAGUCAUGUUCCUCAGUAAGAAGCCGAGGGAGAAGGAGGCGGAGUCACGGAGUCAGCUGAUCGAGGGCAUCAGCAGGCUGAUCUGCAUGUCCAAGCACCAACACACCCUGAGAGUCUCCGUGGACGGCGUGGAGUGGAACGACGUCAAGUUUUUCCAGCUCGCUGCUCAGUGGCCGACGCACGUCAAACAUUUUCCCGUCGGCAUCUUCGGCUACAGCAAAGCCUGAGCUCAUCUUCCUCGCCUCCUCCUCUUCCUCUCAGUGUGGACCAACAGAAACACACCUGCUCUGUUAUUUCUCUUUUUAAUUAUUUCUAUGAAUCUGCGGUGAAU